Mytilus californianus (California mussel) is the source of this 2590-nucleotide messenger RNA. RefSeq lists its product as uncharacterized. The transcript has 8 exons. Lineage: Eukaryota; Metazoa; Mollusca; Bivalvia; Mytilida; Mytilidae. The coding region runs from base 104 to 1207 and encodes 367 amino acids. The record is from RefSeq and is a predicted model, not a curated record.
CUGUGGCAUUGAUGCAAAUCUUGUCAGCAUCGGAAAAGACGUUUCCAUCUUUUGUGAGAAAAAUUCUACAUCCCAAUGUGUUGGCAAUGAUACCAGAACAUGGAUGGGAGGGCACAAACUGAAUAGUCCUGACUUGUUUAUAUCACAAGGAUUCCGAUCUGAAAAUGCAUCAAGAUUCACUGAAGAAGUACUGUCAUGCCAGAAAGUCCGGCUUGUUAUCUCGAACUUCUCAGAAAAUGAUAUGAAUCAACAGAUCUGCUGUACUUUGGGAUUUCAAGAGUGUCGAUUAAAUGUGUCUUUGUCGUCAGCAAAUUUUGAGUACCAUCCGAAGAUAAAUGAUAUAAAGAAAGAUUUAAACCUAUCAUCAACAGCUCUGACUCUGUCGAUAGAAAUAGAAAAGGUGUACCCGGUGCCCAAUUGCUCAAUCAUAUAUGGGGAGAAACAUUUAGAACAUCUUGCCACAGUGCGAAUCAAUCAAUCUGGUAUGUUUUACUCAGCAGCAAUAAAUUUGGAAUAUAAAUCCGUGAAGAAGAAAUGUCCCAUCACGGCAAACGUUAUAUGUCAAUUUGGUGGAACACGAAUAACAAUCAUAAGUUCUGAUUUCAACAACUGUACUAGCAAUUAUAUUCUUGAUGUAUUACAAUCCGAUAUGUUCAUCGUCCAACUUUGUUGCAUUAUGGUAAUGCUUUACUGUAUAUCGAUAGUACUUUGGAGCUUACGAAGAAAUUGGAAAGGCAUAAAGGAGACAUGUAAAGAUCUUCUUACAAGAGAACUGAAGGACAUGAGACGUCCAAAACUAGCAGUUGUGUCUGUUAUUGCAUCAGUUACCCUGUCUAUUCAAGCGAAAGUGAUAUCUAUGAAAAAGGUGCCACAGUUUGACAUUGAUGAGGAAGACACAAUAACUCCUGUUAGUCUUUGUUUGUCGUCAGCAGUACUGACUCCUGUUUCACUUGGGUUCAUAAGCAAUCCAAAAACUGUCAGCAUCCGGCAGGGAUUUAAAAAAGCAGGUGAAAAUCUGAUGAAAAGAAUACAGGGAUGGGGAUGUCAUAUUAAAAGCUGCAUGACUAACAAUAUGAACAAUGACAGAGAGGAUGUUGAAGCACCUACACCUGUUAAUGAAGAACAUAUCAUAAACAGAACAGAAUAUAAUGCAGAUUCAAACAAUGCAGAAAUCAGCAGUAUGUUGCCAGUGAGAGAAGAUGUAUAAACAAUUAUUUUAGCCUAUUUUGUAACAUACGUUUGGUUGUCUAUAUUUUGCUUGUUAAUACGAUCUCAUCUUUUGAUUUUGAUUUUUUUUGUUAAUUAUAUAUUCUUUACGUUAAGUUUUUGGUAAAUCUUGUAUUCAUAUUAUUCAUUUCUUUGUUUAUGUGAAUGUUUCAAAUUCUCUUGUUUGAGCAAUCGUGAUAAGUAGGUUAAAAGAGAAAAACUUGCAAUUUGUUUAGUGUUAUUUUUUAUACUUAUAUCAUUGUUGCAGUUGUUAUGUGUUUUCAUUGUGGACAUUGCAAAGUUAUAUUAGUAUUCAUUAAAGACACAAAACCUAACAAAAAUAUAUUGGGUCAAUAUGCGGUCUUACGAAAUACACGAAUAUCUUAACAGUGCGUCCAAAUAUGCCUUAACAUGUUCGACAGGGAUAUCAGAUAUAUAUAAGCAAUAUCAAUCCCCAUUCAAUUAGCUUUAAGAGAACGUGAAAUAAACGUGAGGACAGAUUAAGUGUUCGUUUUAAUGUAAACAAAUGCUUAGAUAUGAAUCUUAAACAAACUUACUACAUAUUGUUAAUGGAAAAAAAAUAUUUCUGUAAUAAUUCUUUUACGUUAUGCUCAUUUACGUUAUUUAAUAUGGUACUGUUUGACUACAUGAAUGAUUAGUUGAUCAGAGCAAAUGUACUGAAAUUUGAAUAAUUGUUUUUCCAACAUAGAAAGGAAAGAGAAUAUACGAUAAUGCAGGUUCUAAACAAGCAAAAACUAGACACAAUGUAAAACGUUAUAAAAACCAUAAUUCUGUCUUUUUCUACCUCAUUUUGUAUGUUAUGUUUAGUAGUGUAACAUGUAAAUGACGUUAUUUUUUCUUCAUUUUUGAAUUUCUUCAUAUUGACAUUUGACUUUUCCGUUGUAUUUCAUAUAUAUAUAUAUAUAUAUAUAUAUAUAUAUUUGAUUGAUAUGUAUUAGUGUGUUGAAUUUUUAUUGAUAAUAUGGUGCAUUACUAUGAUAUAACUGAGUAAACUUUUACCUUUAAUUCCCUAUUUAAAUAAAGUAUGAAUACUUGGAUUUUAUUGUGAAUCUUUAAACCAUUUGUUUUCCUAUCUAAAACGGUAUUUAUAUUGGCAUUAUGUUUUAUCUAUAAGCAAAAGUUGUUUAUGCUUUGUUAUUUAUAUAUUUUUAUCAUUAAUUUUCCUUAGAAAAUUUUAAUUGAUAUUACAAAAUGUAUCUAUUAUCAUUUUUUUUACGUUUAUAUUUCUUUCUGAUAAGGAGGGUAAUAACUACAAGAUCCCAUUUCUAAAGUAUUAUUUUCAUUAUGUUUUUUUUGUUAUUUGCAGUUGUAUUAAUUUAUUGUGAAAGUUUAAAAAAAAUGUAAAUAAAAUUAAUACAACUUC